Molecule: messenger RNA, 1497 nt
Organism: Vavraia culicis subsp. floridensis
Lineage: Eukaryota; Fungi; Microsporidia; Pleistophoridae
Exons: 1
Coding region: 1-1497 (498 amino acids)
Source: RefSeq, a predicted model, not a curated record
AUGCUAUCAAACUACGUCAUGACACUCCAAACACCUGAGCAAAUGAUAAAACGGUUCCGUAGAGCAAAUUUAGACGAACCACAGCCACCUCAGAAGUCGAUACCUGGUAUGGGAUCGCUGAAUCCAGUCCAAUAUGCCCAACAGUUCGAACUAUUGAACACUGCAGUUUUCUAUAGUGUUUUAUUCAUGGCAAUUAUUUUCAUCAUAGGCGUUAUGUUUAGAAUCCUGCACAUACGAAGAACCAACGGGUGGUCAAAGGUAAGAAAUCACAAAAUUGAGAAAAGUGAGUACAUAAUCUUGGAAGAAAGGUGCGAUGAGACAUGUCCUCACAAACACAUCGGUUUUUCAGAUGAGAAGGAAAUGCUCCAAAAAUGUUCAUCAGCUUGUAAACACCACGAAAUACAGGACACAGAUGAAGAAUUUAGCGAUGACUGCUGCGACACUUGUUGUGAUAGAGAAAAUUCAGAGACCGACUCCUUGUCAUCUAUCGAAGAUGAAUAUUCUGCUGAUAAAAACAAGAACAAAAAGCCAUCAAAGAUGUUGUCUCUCGUGAAUUAUGACAAACUGAUGGCCGAUUUACAUAAAAGUGAACGUGUGCAUGGAUAUGAUAGUGUCAAUCCUGACGAAAGACCGUGGAAUGCAGGUAAUGUUAAGAGUGUGGCGGGAAUCAGCGUUGAUAGCAGGUCGCAUUGGAUAAUUCCCUCUGAUACUGGCGAGUCUUGCUAUCCAUCAAGUAUAUGUCUGGAUAGUGGCAGGGAGAGCACACUGCAAAGUUAUAAAUCCACAUCAUCCACAGUGAAUGUGUCGGUACGCUCAAAAGCAAGUUGUGCACCAAGCAGUUCUGGAUAUUCUUCAGGUUCUGUGAGCAGAAAGAAUUUGUCAAUGAACACAUCGCCAAUGUAUCCACCAAUACAGAGAAAAACGCCAAAAGGUGCACCAAGCAUGAUCUCAGACUCCUCUGGUGUACUAAGUGGUGCGAGAAGCGAAUAUUCUAUGUCUUCAAGAGGUAAUAGGUCAGGUGCAAAAACAACGAACUCAAAAAUAGAAUUACGUGAAUUAAAUGGCUCAAAAACAAAAUCGAAAACACAAGAACAGCCUUUAUCGGAUAAGUGUGGAAUGAAAAUUGAUGGAACUAGAUUGAAGGUGAAACGGAAACUAAAACGGAGAAACGAUGGUGUUUUUUACAAAGAUAAUUCGAGUGAUAGUGGCUCAGAUAUCGAACAUUCAUAUUCAUCAAUAGCCAUUGCAAAGCCUCGAAAACCACGAUCUCGUUCGUAUGCGAGUGACUACUCAUCUAAGCAUAGUUCUGUUAGCGGCACUUCAGGUGAUUUAGUCGAGGGCCUGGUGAGCGGCAUUAAUCAGUUUGAGCAAAGAAAGAAUGGAAUGCAGAAACUAGCAGAGGAAAAAAACCACAAAAACUCUCAUUUACACGGCCAAAAGAGAUCCACAUGCGAGCGCAAAGCUAAUGCAAGCAGUGAAAAGACGUGUUAUGCAUAG